GCGCCACGAGGUUCUCCGAUCCCGGGCGGCGGCGGGCUCGCGCUGGCGCUCGCUCCCGGGGGCCCGGUCCGGAGAGCUUGCGGCCGUGGCUGCGCGCGCGGGCUGGCCUGCCGCGUCCCCGCCCCUAGACGCGCCGGGCUCCCGGGCCACCGCAGCCAUGUGCGCCUUAGGGUCGGGCGCUACCGGCGGCUGGAGCGCUGUGGAGGAUGAGGAGGACAUGCCAGAACUGUCGGACAGCGGUGACGAGGCCGCCUGGGAGGAUGAGGACGAUGCUGACAUUCCCCACGACAAGCCGCAGACCCCCUGCCUGUUCUGUAACAGGUUAUUCACAUCUGCUGAAGAAACAUUUUCACACUGUAAGUCUGAGCAUCAAUUUAAUAUUGAUAACGUGGUUCAUAAACAUGGACUUGAGUUUUAUGGGUACAUUAAGCUAAUAAAUUUCAUUAGACUUAAGAAUCCUACAGUUGAGUAUAUGAAUUCCAUAUACAACCCUGUGCCGUGGGAGAAAGAAUAUUUGAAACCAGUAUUAGAAGAUGACCUUUUACUUCAGUUUGAGGUAGAAGAUCUUUAUGAACCAGCAUCAAUUCCAUUUUCAUACCCCAGUGGACUCAGUGAAAAUACAUCUGUUGUUGAAAAAUUGAAACAUACAGAAGCCAGGGCACUGUCUGCUGAAGCUGCAUUAGCUAGAGCACGUGAGGAUCUUCAAAGAAUGAAACAAUUUGCUCAAGAUUUUGUGAUGAACGCAGAUGUCAGAACCUGCUCGUCAUCCACGAGUGCCAUUGCAGACCUCCAGGAGGAUGAGGAUGGUAUUUAUUUCGGCUCAUACGGGCAUUAUGGAAUACAUGAAGAAAUGCUAAAGGACAAAGUACGAACAGAAAGCUACCGAGAUUUUAUAUACCAAAAUCCACAUAUUUUUAAAGAUAAGGUAGUUUUGGAUGUUGGGUGUGGAACUGGAAUCCUCUCUAUGUUUGCUGCUAAAGCUGGAGCAAGGAAGGUUCUUGGAGUUGAUCAAUCCGAAAUACUUUACCAGGCAAUGGAUAUCGUAAGACUAAAUAAACUUGAAGAGACUAUUAUACUAAUUAAAGGAAAGAUUGAAGAAGUUCGCCUCCCUGUAGAAAAAGUGGAUGUUAUUAUAUCUGAGUGGAUGGGCUAUUUUCUUCUUUUUGAGUCGUUAGAUUCUGUCCUUUAUGCAAAGAACAAAUACUUGGCAAAAGGAGGAUCAGUCUAUCCUGACAUUUGCACUAUCAGCCUUGUAGCAGUGAGUGAUGUGAAUAAACAUGCUGAUAGAAUUACUUUCUGGGAUGAUGUCUAUGGCUUCAAUAUGUCCUGCAUGAAGAAAGCAGUUAUUCCAGAAGCUGUUGUAGAAGUUUUGGAUCCAAAGACUCUCAUUUCAGAACCUUGUAGUAUUAAGCAUAUAGAUUGCCUUAAAGCAUCUAUCUCAGAUUUGGAGUUUUCUUCAGAUUUUUCUCUGAGUAUCACAAAGCCAUCCAUGUGCACGGCAAUUGCUGGCUACUUUGAUAUAUAUUUUGAGAAGAAUUGCCACAACAGGGUUGUGUUUUACGGUCCCGAAAGUACCCAAACACACUGGAAACAAACAGUAUUUCUUUUGGAAAAGCCAUUUUCAAUUAAAGCAGGUGAAGCCUUGAAAGGGAAGAUCACAGUUCACAAGAAUAAGAAAGACCCAGGGUCUCUCAUUGUGACCCUCACGUUGAGUAAUUCAACUCAGACUUAUGGUCUCCAGUGAAAAAAGCCAUGAAAGCACAACUAAUCUGCAGUUUUUAGUGUAGGUA
Nycticebus coucang (slow loris) is the source of this 1790-nucleotide messenger RNA. Its product is annotated as protein arginine N-methyltransferase 3-like. Gene Ontology annotation, molecular function: protein-arginine N-methyltransferase activity. Gene Ontology annotation, biological process: peptidyl-arginine methylation. The record is from RefSeq and is a predicted model, not a curated record. Gene Ontology annotation, cellular component: nucleus. NCBI's taxonomy places the organism in Eukaryota, Metazoa, Chordata, Mammalia, Primates, Lorisidae.